Molecule: messenger RNA, 1719 nt
Organism: Penicillium oxalicum
Lineage: Eukaryota; Fungi; Ascomycota; Eurotiomycetes; Eurotiales; Aspergillaceae
Product: sphinganine-1-phosphate aldolase DPL1
Exons: 4
Coding region: 1-1719 (572 amino acids)
Biological process (GO): sphingolipid catabolic process; carboxylic acid metabolic process
Cellular component (GO): endoplasmic reticulum
Molecular function (GO): pyridoxal phosphate binding; sphinganine-1-phosphate aldolase activity
Source: RefSeq, a predicted model, not a curated record
AUGGGUUCUUCAGCGCUGCCUGUCGCCUUGCAGGACAAACUGGUAGGCUACGGCCGGGCCUCCAGGGCUCGCCUGUCGGCCGUGAAUCUGGAUCUUUUCCGAAACAUUGUCUUUAUCCUGUUCCUCUUCCGGUAUACUCGCAAGGCUUUCUAUUCGCUCCGCGGCUAUGGCUUGUUUGGUAGCAUUCGCAAUAUCUAUAUCGCUGUCCGUCUUUUCUGCUACUCCAUCUUCUUGCGCGCUCCCGGUGUCCGUGGCCAAGUCGACAAACAAGUCUUCACCGCGAUCGAGAAGCUUGAGAGCAAGCUGGUGCAGAGCGGACCGGACGUGGAUCGCCAUUUGACCUUACCUUUGGAGGGUUGGACGGCCGACCGGGUUCGCGAGGAGCUCAACAAGUUAGCCGGCCUGGAACACACCCGCUGGGAGGAUGGUCGUGUCAGUGGUGCGGUAUACCACGGAGGAGAGGAUUUGCUGAAGCUCCAGGCGGGUGCGUUUGAGCAAUUCGGUGUCGCAAACCCAAUCCACCCAGAUGUCUUCCCUGGGGUUCGAAAGAUGGAGGCCGAAGUUGUUGCCAUGGUUCUGUCCAUGUUCAACGGUCCCUCUGAUGGCGCUGGUGUGACAACCAGCGGCGGUACGGAGUCGAUUAUUAUGGCCUGCUUGGGCGCCCGUCAAAAAGCCUUCCUUGAGCGUGGAGUGACGGAGCCUGAGAUGAUCAUUCCAGACACCGCCCACGCGGCCUUCAUCAAAGCCUGCAACUACUUCAAGAUCAAACUGCACCGUGUGCCUUGCCCUGAGCCCGAAUUCAAGGUUGAUGUCAAUGCGGUUCGUCGCCUGAUCAACCCCAACACGGUUCUCCUCGUUGGCUCAGCCCCCAAUUUCCCCCAUGGAAUGGUCGACGACAUUCCCGCCCUCUCGCGCCUGGCCACCAAGUACAAAAUCCCUCUCCAUGUGGACUGCUGCCUGGGCUCCUUUAUUAUUGCCCACCUCAAGAAGGCUGGCUUCCCAUCACCGUACGAGGAGGAGGGUGGCUUUGAUUUCCGCCAGCCUGGUGUCACCAGCAUCAGUGUGGACACCCACAAGUACGGGUUCGCGCCCAAGGGUAACUCUGUUCUGUUGUACCGCAACAAAGCGUACCGCAGCCAUCAAUACUUCAUUUACCCCGACUGGUCUGGUGGUGUCUACGCCUCACCAUCAAUUGCUGGAUCUCGACCGGGAGCCCUGAUCGCUGGCUGCUGGGCGAGCAUGAUGAAGGUGGGUCAGGAUGGGUACAUCAACAGCUGCACCGAGAUCAUCAACGCGGCUCGGAAGUUUGAGUCUGCUGUUCGCGGCCACCCUCUGAUCUCUCUGCACAUGGAGGUUGUAGGCGACCCCAUGGUCAGUGUGGUCGCCUUCCGCAGCAAGAAUGGCGCUAUUGACACCUACGACAUUGCGGAUGAUUUGUCCGCAAAGGGCUGGCAUCUGAACGCUCUCCAGUCACCUCCGGCUUUGCAUUGUGCCUUUACACUCCCCACUGCCAAGGCGGUUGAGCAGCUCAUCGCUGACACAGCCGAGUGUGUCCAAAAGGAGCUCGACAAGGCCGAAGAGCGUCGCAGACAAGGAAAGGCCUACAUUCUCAAGCGUGGCGAUGCUUCUGCUCUGUAUGGUGUUGCCGGCAGCAUCCCCGACAAGAGCGUUGUCAGCCGUUUGGCAGAGGGCUUCCUCGAUACCCUGUACAAAGUAUAA